CGCCGAGAGGCGGGACAUGGAAGCGAAACGGUCGCCUGGUUGCAUCCUUCCGUGAUGCUGCUGUUUCUGCUCUAGCGUAUUUUUCAUGACCGAUUUUAAUUUCGGAGUUUUCGGAGAGCCCCAAAAAAGGGACUUGACCGACGUAUUAUCUGCAGAAGACACGGAAACAGGGUGGAAAUCGGGGCGAAGGACGGCGCAGAGGGGCCGUCGGGGCCCGGGCUCGCUCCGGCCUGAUGCGGAUGGAUGGUGCGCGGCGGCCCUGUAACCUGAGUUAAAGAUAUCGUUUGCGUCUAAAAGCGGAUUUGAUUCAUCCUUGUGGUUUCGUUUCAAAUCAACCGUCUCCAAAUCCAGAUUGGUGGAGAGAAAGAAAAUCGAGCUGGUGUCCAGCGCUUGGACUCCCAGUCAUGGGCAACACGCCGGCCGCAAGGAGGGGAAACGAGAUGGAAAGCGUUAAAGAGUUCUUGGCCCUCGCCAGGGAAGACUUCCUCAGGAAAUGGGAGAAUCCCGCUCAGAAUACCGCCUCUCUGGAUCAGUUUGAUUUGCUGAAGACUCUAGGAACAGGCUCGUUUGGCCGUGUGAUGCUCGUGAGGCACCGGGAGAAUGGCCAGCACUACGCCAUGAAGAUCCUCAACAAGCAGAAGGUGGUAAAGUUGAAGCAGAUUGAACACACGCUUAAUGAGAAACGCAUCCUGCAGGCUGUCAGUUUUCCUUUCCUAGUACAGCUUGAGUACUCCUUUAAGGAUAACACUAACCUGUACAUGGUGAUGGAGUAUGUCCAGGGAGGAGAGAUGUUUUCACACUUGCGCAGGAUCGGCAGGUUUAGUGAACCCCAUGCUCGGUUUUAUGCAUCUCAGAUAGUUCUGACAUUUGAGUAUCUUCAUGCUCUGGAUCUCAUCUACAGAGAUCUGAAACCAGAAAACCUCCUCAUCGACCAGCAGGGCUACAUACAGGUGACAGACUUUGGCUUUGCAAAACGUGUUAAAGGUCGCACAUGGACGCUGUGCGGCACGCCUGAGUACCUGGCCCCAGAGAUCAUCCUGAGUAAAGGUUAUAAUAAAGCGGUGGACUGGUGGGCUUUGGGUGUGCUGGUGUACGAGAUGGCAGCCGGGUAUCCUCCGUUUUUUGCAGAUCAGCCGAUCCACAUCUACGAGAAGAUCGUCUCAGGAAAGGUGCGUUUUCCCUCACACUUCAGCUCAGAUUUAAAGGAGCUUCUGCGCAACCUGCUGCAGGUCGACCUCACCAAGCGCUACGGCAACCUGAAAAACGGCGUCAACGACAUCAAAGGCCACAAGUGGUUCUCCACCACUGACUGGAUCGCCAUCUACCAGAGAAGGGUGGAGGCUCCAUUUAUCCCUAAAUGCAGGGGUCCGGGGGACACCAGCAACUUUGAUGACUAUGAGGAAGAGGAGAUUCGAGUGUCCCUCACCGAGAAGUGCGCUAAAGAGUUUGCCGACUUCUAGCGCAGCCGAGCGAGAUGAGCGAACGAGAAUUAGCAUGAUGGAUGUUUUUUCUGUGUGUAGAACCAGUGUGAGCAGCUUAAAGAAGUACAGUGAUGAGCCAGAAGGACAGACACCGUUGCCUUUGCCAUCCCGUUUCCCCGUCCACGUUUAUCACGUUUAUUGUUGCUCUUUUAUUUCUGUCUACAUGCGGUUUGUCACAGCGACAGGGACGCAUUCGAUGAGUCCUUCCCUCAGGAGCGCUCGACUCCGCCCGGCAUCUUCACCACAGACUGUUGCAUAAUAUGUGACAUAUUUUAAAGCUUUGUGUUUCUUUUAGGCCUGUCUGUUGCUGUACUGUUUUAAUGCAUUGAAAGGAUGACGGUGAGAAAAAGCCAUGAUUCUAUAAUGUUUAUAGUUGAGUAUAGAGCUUAUUAUGAUAUUAUUAUUAUUAUUAUUAUUAUUAUUAUUUGUCCCUGGAUCUGCCUGCAUCUCGGCGUGCUGCAUCGAACAGUCUCUAAAGUGUCAUGUAUGGAAAAUGUGCCAUGAGAUCAGAGCUCGUCAACAGAGCUUGAAGGUAGUUUAGUUGAUUAAUGUUUUUGACAAGUCCACUGAAGUCCAGGAGCAUGUGCACUCUGCGCCCUUUAAAACGUGAGGAGGAUACAGAGAGCAGAACCUGACAUUACACUUUCGUUUACACCUUUUUUUCCUGAAGGGAUUCGUGUUUUUGUUUGAUGAACAGCUGUUUCAGUGCUGCUGGAUUUGAUGAGGAACGUUAAACGUUAAAGUUUCGAUUCUUCCGCUCUACAAGCUGACUCUACAAACACAUCGCCGCGUGUAAAUUCGAUACGCCGUUUUGAUCAGAAAACGAACGAAAUCGUUUUAUUUGUAUGAGUUGUGAUGUCACAGUCGCACCAACAUAGGCUAUCUCUGCUAUAUUUGCGUCACUAAGAGACACGUGCUGUUUUAGGCUGCUUUCACACUUUCACUUUUUUAUAUUUUAUUUCAUUUUAAAAAAUAAACACAUCACAGUUGUUGUUUUUUUUUUGUUUUUUUUUUUUAACUGAUGACGGGUCAGCAUCGUUUACAGUUGGAACUCCGAUGAUAUGUGAAUAAAUUAACAUACAGGAAAGUAAAUGGCCGGCUAUAAAAAGCAAUUUUGCUGCUGAUAUGAAAAAAGGGACUCACAAAAUAUGCACACUGUAAUCAUAACGAUGUUCCUACCAGUCCUAACUAGUAGUGGCUAACUAGCCUAGCUUGCACUCUAGAUUAGAUUUUUCAUUGUCACUCAUUUGGAUGGAAUACAGAUUGGUGUGAAUCUGGAGAUGAGGAGGUUGUUUGCAUUUGCUAUAGCUUUGAAGGCAGAAAAUCAAGAGAAUCUCUUCAUAUUGCUUCACCAACAAGCAACCCGACUGGUCUUGUAUUGGCCGCUUGAUGUCACUCAGUGUUUUUCUGAAAUACUUUGGAAGUUCUGUUGUGACCAAAAAGAAAAAACGCCAAAGGCAGCUCUAUUUUUAAAGUGUUUGAAUUCUGCCUGCCUUGUUGAUGGAUUACAUGUAAAACAUGCACUGACGGUUUGAGAAAAAAUAGUGUGAAAGCAGCCUGAUUUAUUUACUUAUUAAGCAAUAUUUUAAAUGAAGUGUGUAACGCUGCAGGCUAUCAACGUUCAAAUAACAGUGAGUGGCAAUCAGAUCAGUGUCACCAAUCACAGCUCAGGUGAGCUCAUGUAUACAGAAUUAGCACUCUCCUCGGCUUGGAGGAUGAACCUGUUAGUCCUCGCCGUCCCGGAUUGGCAAUUGGAAUCUCAGUGGACAUUUGCUAUGAAAAAUUCAAUUGUGCUAUGUUUGUGCCUUUAAAAAAGAAACCUUUUGUGCUAUUUUAUGUCUUAAAUUUAAGCGGUAGUACGUUGUUUUGAAGCUGCGCUGUCACUCUUCAAUAUUUUGGUGCAAUUGGCAUGUUGUGUUGAUGGUUUGCUGAAUGAUGUGACUCAUUUUAAAAGUUAACAAACUGAGUAAUAAGAGCACAAAUGUCUGGAUGAUAGCACAAUACUAGUGCUAAUGGACUAGGCCGUUUUGGUGCGAAUGGGACUUUGAUGUUGUGCCGAGUGACGUUAAGAGUCGUCAUUUGUUACGGCUAAGUCUUUUGAACACCAUUCACUGGAACGGUAGACAGUGUUUGCUUUAUAAAGGUGUUUUUACAUUGAAACUUUUAAGGGUCCGUUUUAACCCGGUAACCUGCUCAUUUUAAGCAGGGUUUAGAAAAGACAUAAGACUGCAGCAGCUCAAUCGCAGCACAAACAGAUUGCUCUUUUGUCUAUUUGUUUUCUCUUUUCAUAUUGAACUGCUCUAAUCUCACCAUUUAGUGAGGAGAAUAAAAGCACGAAGAUCCACAAAUCCAGUUAUCCUCAGGUUAUCCACCGAAUCCCAGCAGCAUUCCAGUCAGGUCUGUCUGCAGAUCACAGACCACAGAAAGUGUAUGUUUAAGCGUAUUUAUGGAAAUUUGGACGUUAGUGAGUGGGCCAUAGAUGUGAAGGUGGGCGUGUCUUUGACUCAAUAUAUAGAAAAGCCUUCAAAAAUCCAUUUUUCUUGGUCCACUAGAUAACAGGACCUAACCUGACAGUAUUUUCUGAGAGGAUUUUUACACCAUAUUCAUAAACAUUUCCCAUUUAUCUGAGGGAAUCGAUAAUUUUUACUAAUUUUUUUAAAUUCUGUGUGUCACUCAAGCAUUUAAAUAGUGUUCAUGCUUGGGUUCAUAUGGGUUUAAUGACAUGCCCACUGGUCUGCAGACAGAUCUUCCUCCAUGAGCAGGAAUGUGUGGGAGGUGAAAUGAGCAGUAGAUUGGAAGAGAGGAAGGUGGUGAGGAUGCACUUAGUAUUUUCCAUGUGUUAUUCACAUUCAGGUGCCCAAGUAAAGCAAUUUGACUUGCAUUUGAAUGAUUGUGAGAGGACAAGUCCAAUGACAUGCCAAAAUGAGCAUCUUUCUACUGUUUCAUUUCAAACCUUGAGUCUCCCAAGUCUGAGCUCGUUGGCCGUGCAUCUUUCUUCCCUUUUUUAAACUCUAUUAAACAUUUCCUUAGCUGGUAAAGUAUGUUCUUCCUCGGCAGACGGGUAAAGUGAAACUGGCUUCUUUUGGGUGUUCUGAAUUUUGUAAUACUCAAGUCUGUUAACUCUCCAGAUUCCACAGCAUCAUUAACCGACUGAAGACACGACGGAGUGCUCUGGUGAUAUUUUGCACCACAAGAAUCAUUCCAAUAAAGUUUUACUUGUGUAAAUACCACAA
Messenger RNA from Hemibagrus wyckioides, 4714 nucleotides. It is a transcript of the gene prkacab, whose product is annotated as protein kinase, cAMP-dependent, catalytic, alpha, genome duplicate b. Gene Ontology annotation, molecular function: cAMP-dependent protein kinase activity; protein kinase A regulatory subunit binding; ATP binding. Lineage: Eukaryota; Metazoa; Chordata; Actinopteri; Siluriformes; Bagridae. The transcript is spliced from 10 exons. Gene Ontology annotation, biological process: peptidyl-serine phosphorylation. The record is from RefSeq and is a predicted model, not a curated record. Gene Ontology annotation, cellular component: cAMP-dependent protein kinase complex; nucleus. The coding region runs from base 405 to 1460 and encodes 351 amino acids.